Naegleria lovaniensis is the source of this 585-nucleotide messenger RNA. RefSeq lists its product as uncharacterized. The record is from RefSeq and is a predicted model, not a curated record. Gene Ontology annotation, biological process: vesicle-mediated transport; vesicle fusion; intracellular protein transport. Bases 1 to 585 code for a protein of 194 amino acids. Gene Ontology annotation, molecular function: SNARE binding; SNAP receptor activity. NCBI's taxonomy places the organism in Eukaryota, Heterolobosea, Eutetramitea, Acrasida, Naegleriidae. Gene Ontology annotation, cellular component: endoplasmic reticulum membrane; SNARE complex; late endosome membrane. The transcript has a single exon.
AUGACCGAAUUAUUCAAUAGUUACGAGUCCGAUCUCGAAAAACUACUUUCUCAAAUUGCCAUCCAAGUACAAUCAUCAUCGGAAGGAUCGACUUCUUCCGAGCUGAAGAAUAUCAAUACAGCUAAAAAUCUCAUCAAACAAAUGAAUAUCGAGAUACAAAGCAUCACUAAUGUAAAACAAAAAGGAGAAUUGAAAACAAAAGUUAAUCAUUACAAGCAACAAGUUGAAAAAUUGGAACAAGAAUUGAAAAAAUCAAAUUUAUUGUCUGGCUCCUCGUCGUUCAAUGGGAAGACCGAUCAUCAUGCAAUGGAUAUUUCUUCCACGAGUGGGGAUGACCACAAACAACGAAUGCUAAACUCGACACAAAUUUUGAAAAAUUCCUCAAAAACGUUAGAGAUGGCAGAUAAAGUAUUGAACGAAACAGAGCAAAUUGCUCAAGAAUCAGCAGCAACGGUUCGACAACAUUCAGAGAAAAUCAAACAAAUACAAGACAAAAUGUACGAUCUAGAGUCUGAAGUGAGACAAGGAAGAAAAACUGUGGAUAGAAUGUCGAGACCUGCCAUUGUAAAUUUAUUCAUGAAAUAA